Molecule: messenger RNA, 1200 nt
Organism: Eruca vesicaria subsp. sativa (arugula)
Lineage: Eukaryota; Viridiplantae; Streptophyta; Magnoliopsida; Brassicales; Brassicaceae
Source: the annotation of a GenBank genome assembly
AUGACUUCGGCAGAAGUUGAACCAACCAAAGAGAAGAAGACGGUUCCUGAGCCGUUUUCAUCACUUCCAGACGAGCUUACAGAGAACAUUCUUGCCCGUGUCUCGAGAUGGAAGUACGCAUCGCUCUCUCUCGUCUCAAAGAGAUUCCACUCUCUCUUAUCAUCUAAAGAGAUCUACAGGACACGAUCUCAAAUAGGAGCCGAGGAAACAUGCGUCUAUGUCUGGUUAAUGUUGCCUGAUAACCCGUGUGCAAGAUGGUUUAGUCUUCGGACGAAACCUAAUAAAAAGCAAACCAAACGGAGAAGCAAAAUUAGGUUUAAGCGGGGCUCGAGUGGACUUUCGGUUGUGCCUAUACCUUCCUCUUCUACCGAUUCUUUUCCCAAACAAGAUAACAUCACAACGUUUGGUCCGGACAUCUACUUAAUCGGUGGAUCUUACAAAAAACCAUCUUCCUCUGUUCAUAUAUUUGAUUGUUGGAGUCACACUUGGCGUGAUGGCCCUAACAUGACCGUCGCUAGAAAGCAUGCACGUACAGUUUUACUCGAUGAGAAAAUAUAUGUGAUGGGAGGUUGCGAUAUUGACAAGUACAAUGCCAACUGGGUAGAGGUAUUUGACAUCAAAAGUCAGUCUUGGUCAGCCUUGCCUGGUCCUGACGCUGAUGAAGAAGAGUUACGUAAUUACCUACGAAAAAAUAGUGAUUAUUGUACAAUUAAUUUGUUCAAAGGAAAAUUAUACUUAGUGGCAGAUGAGGAGGAAUUCUCUUACGAGCCGAAAAAUGGUAAAUGGAAACUUGUAAGAGAGACGUCGAGUUUAAUAUCAGAUUCCAUAGAAGUUUCGUGUGAGAUGGGGAAUGUAAUAUAUGGUUGCACUGACUCCGGUAACUUAAUGUGGUCUGCCUCUGAGAUUGAGGGCAGAGAUUGGAGAGAGAUCAAGGGUUUGGAGAAACUGCGUGAGCCUCCUACAAGAGGUUUAAAAAAUUGGAGUGAUUUUGGACUGGUGGGCUGUGGCGGUCAACUUUUAGUUAUGUGGGAUACAUAUUGUUCUAGCUACAACGGAUACAACAAAAUUUGGUGUGCAAAGAUUUCUUUAGAAUCAAGACGCAAUGGACGUGAGGUGUGGGGAAAAGUUGAGUGUGUUGAUGUGCUCACCUUUCCUGUCGAAAGAUAUGAAAGUUUUGAUUGUGUUGCUGUUUCUGUUUGA